Molecule: messenger RNA, 2794 nt
Organism: Sorex araneus (European shrew)
Lineage: Eukaryota; Metazoa; Chordata; Mammalia; Eulipotyphla; Soricidae
Product: cytochrome P450 4A7-like
Exons: 12
Coding region: 22-1554 (510 amino acids)
Molecular function (GO): iron ion binding; heme binding; oxidoreductase activity, acting on paired donors, with incorporation or reduction of molecular oxygen
Source: RefSeq, a predicted model, not a curated record
UGCAGUCACGGCACCGGCACCAUGAGUGUCUCCGUUCUGAGUCCCACCAGAUCCCUGGGCAGUUUCUCUGGGCUCCUGCAAGUGGCCUUCCUGCUAGGCCUGGUGUUGCUGCUGCUCAAGGCUGUCCAGCUCUACCUGCAACGCCAGUGGAUGCUUAAGGCUGUCCAGCAGUUCCCAUCACCUCCCUCCCACUGGCUCUUCGGGCAUUCCAAGGAGUUCCAAGAUAAUAAAGAGCUGCCUCAGCAACUGAAAAGGAUAGAGAAGUUUUCAUGUGCCUGUCCUCGCUGGCUAUGGGGCUCAAGGGUCAUUAUGGUGGUCUAUGACCCUGACUACAUGAAGGUGAUUCUGGGGCGAUCAGACCCAAAGUCUACCAUUCCCUAUAGAUUCGGGGCUCCCUGGAUUGGGUAUGGUUUGCUCCUGUUGAAUGGACAGACCUGGUUCCAGCACCGGCGCAUGCUGACCCCAGCUUUCCAUUAUGACAUCCUCAAGCCUUACGUGGGGCUCACAGCUGAUUCUGUGCGAGUGAUGCUGGACAAAUGGGAAAAGCUCAACAGGAACGGUGUCCCCUUGGACAUCUUCGGACACGUCUCCUUGAUGACGCUGGACACCAUCAUGAAGUGCGCCUUCAGCCACCCCAGCAGCCUGCAGACUGACAGGAAGAACCUCUCCUAUACACAGGCCAUCGAGGACCUAAAGAACCUCUUCUUUUCCCGGGUGAGGAAUUUCUUCCACCAGAAUGACUUCAUCUACAGCCUAACCCCCGCUGGCCGCAGCUAUGCCAAGGCCUGCCAGAUCGCCCAUGAGCACACAGACCGUGUGAUCCGGCAGAGGAAGAUGCAGCUGCAGAAUGAGAACGAGCUAGAAAAGAUCAGGAAGAAGAGGCACCUGGAUUUCCUGGACAUCCUGCUCUUUGCCAAGUCAGAGGACGGGAGCGGCCUGUCUGACAAGGACCUGCGGGCAGAAGUGGACACGUUCAUGUUCGAGGGUCAUGACACCACAGCCAGCGGCAUCUCCUGGAUCCUCUAUGCACUGGCCACACACCCCGAGCACCAGCAGCAGUGCCGGGAGGAGCUCCAGAGCCUGCUGGAAGAUGGCUCCUCCAUCACCUGGGACCACAUGGACAAGAUGCCCUACACCACCAUGUGCAUCAAGGAGGCGAUGCGUAUCUACCCGCCCGUGCCUGGUGUGACCAGACAGCUCAGCUCACCUGUCACCUUCCCUGAUGGGCGCUCCCUACCCAAAGGAAUCUCAGUGAACCUGUCCAUUUAUGGCCUUCACCACAACCCAAAUGUGUGGCCCAACCCAGAGGUGUUUGACCCUUCCCGGUUUGCACCAGGUGCUCCUCGGCACAGCCACGCGUACCUGCCCUUCUCAGGGGGCUCCAGGAACUGCAUCGGCAAGCAGUUUGCCAUGAAUGAGAUAAAGGUGGCUGUGGCACUGACCCUGCUCCGCUUUGAGCUGGCUCCUGACCCCUCCAGGGUCCCUAUUCCCAAUGCUAAACUUGUGCUGAAUUCGGAGAAUGGAAUCCACCUCUACCUCAAGAAACUCACAUAACCUAUAAGGACGGUGAUGCCCACCAGUCUGCCCGGACCACAUCCCUUGCCAGCUUUCUUGCCAUCUUACUGCUCCCCAUUCCCCAUUUGUUUGAGUGUCUCCCUCCACCUCUGACUAUCCUCUGAAUUCUUGAGUGCCUGCAUUUCCCCAGCCUCUCUCUUCCCUGUCUUAUAACCUUUCUACCUUCCUGCCUAUUCCUAUAUGAGUUGCCUCUGCUGCUAUAACAAAGGACCCGAAUGUAGAGACUUACAAUAGUACAAAUUUAUACUCUUACCACUUAGGAAUCAGAAAUUCAUAAUGGGUAUUGCUGAGAGAGAAAUUUGGGAUUAGGGGUGUGAGACAGGAAGAUAGCCUUUUCUAUCUGUCUAGACAUUUUUCUUGAUUGGGCUUGAGUCUCCCUGAUUAUCCCAGAAAUAUUCUAUUCUUAAAUUCACUGAAUGCAGAUGUUAAUCUCAUCUCAUUGUACUGGGGGAGCAAUCCAUGGCAAUGAUCAAUCCCAACCUCCCCUGAGUAAAUAACCUGCUCAGCCUGCUGAGCUCUCUCUCUCUCUCUCUCUCUCUCUCUCUCUCUCUCUCUCUCUCUCUCUCUCUCUCUCUCUCUCUCUCUCUGACUCUCUACCUCGGGGUCUUCCACAAAUCAUUGCCACCUGCCUGGUGCUAUAUACCCAAAUCAAAUCUGAGAUUGUCCUUUUUGCUCUGGAAUGUCAAAUUGGAAUAAAUACACUCAACAAUCAUCAAAGAAACAGCAGAAUUUAGCGGCUUGGUGUCCCCAGCUUUAUUAAAAUCUCCUAUGAUCCUUUCCAAUAGUCAAACUCAUCUUAUUUCCAAAAUAAUGCUAUGACUUCAACAGAAACCAGUGGCCAUUUAGGAAUUUAAUUUGCAAUGUUGUUAAGGCACUAGAAGAAUGAGACUUCUGGGUUUAGUCUUCAGAAACUACCCCUGAUUUAGUCUUGUUGGUACCGGACAGAAGGGUUUCUUACAGGGCACACAUAAGAGCUUUCAAGUCAUUUGUGUGUAUUUGGGAGUUCUGGUCACUGAGACCAUCUUUCUUCUCCUACUUUCUACUGUGAAGCUAGUCAGCUUUAUUAUCUUACUAUAGUCCUUAGCUUGACCAAAAUUUAUUUUAAUUUCUUAAAAUUUUAUUUUAAUGUAGACAAAGUCAGAAUUGUUGAUAUAAUUCAAGAGUUAAAUUACUAUAAAAUAAAGCUCCAAUAUUAAAAUUGAUAAAUAUAAAAAAUUGA